AUGGCAAUUUGCAUAUGGCCUCCAAGAGCCAGUCAAACCUUAUCAUACAAUGUGGAGCAAGGCAUUUUCCAAUUGGCAGAGGAAAAACCAAGGGUGCUCACAGCCUAUCUGCCCUCUGAAUUGUGCCCAUGGUCAGCUGUUGUGAAGAACAAGGAAGAAGACAAAGGCAAGGAGGGCAAGGAGGGCAUGGAGGGCAAGGAGGGCAAAGGUGAGGAUGAGGACAAGGACAAGUGCAAGGACAGAGACAAGGACCAUAGUGGCAAGGGCAAGGGCAACUACUCCCCACGCCGUUUCACAAUUCCAUCCACACGCUCUGGCGUUCCCCACCCAUACUCCCGUCCUUCCUCUCGCUCCUCUCAACGUUCCAUUCCAUCCCACUCCCAACCGGCCUCUCGCAGCACAUCUCCCGCUCCGCAAGACUUGCCCAGGAUGGAACCAGAGCCGUCCCCUGCCGCUCUCCUCGAGGCUAUCACAGCCCUCACCGCCACAGUCGGGUCCCUUCAGGACCAAAUCCGCGCCCAGAGCCAACAAAUCACUGAACUCAGGGCCAUAUGCAAGGAGACCGCAGACCUCCUCGGGGAUAAGGACCAAGGAGCCACCCAAGCCAAGCCUGGCCCAUCGACUGGGCCUGUCACUCCUCCCACCCACUUGGGGGGGGAAACCCACACUCCAGGAACGGUUAGACCUGGACUCAAGGCCCCCUUUCGCCCAUCAAGGGGCACAGGCUUCGACUCAGAAGAGGAAGAAGAACCCAGGCGAGCUCCCAAAAAAGAGCCUCGCGGAACGCCUAGGAGCCUAAGCUCCCUCACCCCCUUCGACGCGGGAUCCAGCACCAAGCGGCCCAAAAUGGACCUCCCGGACCCUUACAAAGGCGAUACUAGGGGCCGCAAAGCCACCCAAUGGCUGGACCGAAUGCUCCUCUGGGUGGCCCUACACAGGGAUCAAUUUGAUGAGGAGGAGCAGAUGGUCGUGUGGAUACUCUACCACAUGACCGAUAAGGCAGCCGACUGGGCGCUCCCCCUCAUUGGGACCAUUAUCAAGGGAGAAGGGAAUCCCCCCACUACCAUCCCGGCCUUAACGGCCAAAUUCAAGGAGGCAUUUGCAGAUCCCGAUGCCAAGAGGGCGGCCGCCAGGAAGAUUGCCGCACUAACUCAGUCCACGACCACGGCUGAGUAUGUAACCGAGUUCCGCAAUCUCAUGGCGGAGCUUGACUGGAACACUGAGGCAUUCAUUGCCCAGUUCACGCGCGGUCUUCACUGGAAGGUGAAGGAACUCCUGUCCACCAAGGACAAUAUCCCCAACGACGACCUUGAGGCUAUAUUUGCUGCCUCGGUCAAAAUAGACAACAUCCGUUGGGAGAACAAGGAGAACCGCCCCAAAAAGGCUUCCACCAAGGCCCCGGUUGCCGCGACCACUUCCACCACCACCACUCAGAGGGUCCGCUUAUCAGAGGAUCCUAAUUACGUAACACCGGAAGAAAGGGACCGCCGCCGCGCAUCUGGGCUAUGCGUCAAAUGCGGACAAAAGGGCCACGGCAUCAAGCAAUGCCCCAACGGCUGGAAAGCCACAAUUAAGGAGGAGGCCAAGCCCCCGACCCAAAAAAUGGACACUCUAGUAGAUAGUUUUGAAUUUGUUUCUCUUGCCCUUGACUCAAAUAAAAAACCAUUAUUAUUUAUCAACCUAUACGUCCAAAACUCCCCGGCAGAACCUCUCAGAACACUCAUAGACUCCGGAGCAACCUCAAACUUCAUCUCCCCCUCCGUUGUAGAAAAGUUAAAAAUCCCAAAAACCCAACUCAAAAAUCCACGAGUUGUGAGAAUGUUAGAUGGUACGAUUUCCCAGACUGGUUGCAUUUGGCACCAGGUCCAACUCACGGUUUUGGCCAAUGGCCAUACACAUUCCAUUCCUUUCCUUGUUUGUCCCAUUGGGAACACCCCGGCUAUCUUAGGCAUGACUUGGCUAACGGCAGAAGCUCCCCUCAUUGACUGGCAACAGGGAUCAAUCACGUUCCCGGAACAGGUGCAGAUUGCCUCUGAGGAGGAAGCAGACUCAAACCCCCUAGCGGAUCUUCCGGAACAAUACCAUGAAUUUGCCAAGGUCUUUGGCAAAGAAGAAUUCAAGGUGCUUCCCCCACAUAGGGAAUAUGACAUUGCCAUAGAUCUUGUCCCGGAUGCUAAACUAUCUCCCGGUCCCAUAUACGGUAUGACAGAUGCGGAGUCUAAAGCGCUGAAGCAGCAUAUUGAUGAGGAACUGGCCACGGGCAAAAUCCGCCCUAGUACCUCCUCUGCCGGCGCUCCAGUGAUGUUUGUCAAAAAGGCCGAUGGAUCCCUUAGAUUAGUUGUUGACUACCGGAAGCUGAAUGACGUAACCCAUAAGAACGUAUACCCCUUACCAAGGCAGGACGACCUCAUGGCCAAACUCAGACAUGCCAAGAUCUUUACCAAGCUAGACCUUUGGUGGGGUUAUAACAACGUCAGGAUUAAGGAAGGAGAUGAGUGGAAGACGGCCUUCAGAACCAAAUAUGGCCUAUUCGAGUACUUAGUUAUGCCAUUCGGACUUACCAACGCACCUGCCGCAUUCCAACACUUUAUGAAUGACCUGUUCCGAGACCUCAUUGACGUUACAGUGGUUAUUUAUUUGGACGACAUCUUGAUUUUCUCAGAGGACCCCAAGGACCACCCAACUCACGUCAGGGAGGUCUUAUCACGCCUGAUGAAGAAUCAAUUAUUCUGUAAACUCUCCAAGUGCCACUUCCAUGUCACCACAGUGGAUUAUCUGGGUAUCGUCAUCUCCCCGUCAGGUUUUUCCAUGGAUCAAAAGAAGAUUGAUGCGGUCACGUCAUGGCCUACCCCUAAGACAGUUAAACAGGUCCAGGCAUUCCUCGGGUUUGUCAAUUACCUCCGCCGCUUCAUUCCCAAUUUCAGUUCAGUAGCACGCCCCCUGCACAACCUUACCAAAAAGGAAACCCCCUGGUCGUGGGGAAACCUUGAGGAAGAAGCGUUCCAAGAGUUGAAAUCCCUUGUCACCUGGUCACCUGUCCUUAUUCACUCCAACCCGGAUCUGCCCUACUACCUGGAAACCGAUGCAUCAGGAGUGGCUAUGGGGGCAAUCCUUAGUCAAAGAGGAGAAGAUAACCGCUUACACCCAGUAGCUUACAUGUCUAAGUCAUUCUCAGGAGCAGAAGCCAACUACGACACUCAUGAUAAAGAGCUCCUGGCAAUAAUCAAGGCAUUGGAAGAAUGGCGGAUAUUUCUAGAAGCAACGGACAAACCCAUUCAGGUUUUCACGGAUCAUAGAAACCUGGAGUACUGGAUGCAGGCAAGAACAUUCAACCGGCGGCACGCCAGAUGGCGCGUAUUCCUGAGCGACUUUAAUUUUGAAAUCCAUUAUUGCCCAGGAAAACAGUCAGGGAAACUGGACGCCCUGUCCAGACGGUCUGAUUACGUGGACACCCCCCAGGAACCAGAAGUAAUGCUACCAGCAGAGGUCUUUGCAAACACGUCAGAAGAGGAACUAGAAAUCGUCACAGAAAUUCGUUCCAAACUGAAAGAAGAUCCCUCGAUCAAGCCAAUCAUCCAAUUCCUAACGGAAGAUGCGGAUAUUGCACCUCCGUCCAUCCAAAAGGCCUACAGGGACUACAAUUGGGAAGAAGAUUUGCUAUGGUACCGCGGAAAACUGGUAGUUCCGGACUCAGAACCUCUGAAAGAGCGACUAUUGAGGGAAUUCCAUGACUCCCCCCUGGCAGGUCACCCAGGCCAACAAAGGACGCUUGAACUCAUCAGCAGGAACUACUGGUGGCCGGGAAUGAAGUCUUCUGCAAAAGAAUGGGUUGAAUGCUGUCCAGUUUGUCAAGCCAACCAACGUGCGCAUGCCCCAGUGAUUGCCCUAAAACCCUUGGAAGUUCCCCCUUACCCAUUCCAUACCAUAUUGUACGACUUCAUCACCGGGUUUCCCAAGUCCCAGGGUCACGAUGCUAUCCUUGUGGUUAUCGACUCAUUCUCCAAGUUUGGUCACUUCAUUCCCACGUCCAAGAAGGUCACGUCCAAGGGAUUGGCGGAUUUAUUUGUAAAGCACGUCUGGAAACUCCAUGGUUUGCCAAUCAGAACCGUCUCGGACCAAGGAACCACGUUCACCGGCAAGUUUCUCAGGGCACUUUAUCAAAGGCUGGGGAUCAAACCAUCCUUUUCCUCCGCUUACCACCCAGAAUCCGACGGACAGACGGAAAGGGUCAACCAGUUCAUUGAGUUCUACCUAAGGUCAUACGUAGCAGCCGACCAUUCAGACUGGGCCACCUGGCUCCCUUUGGCAGAAUACGCGUAUAACAAUGCCAAACACGCGUCUACAGGAAAGACCCCCUUUGAACUAGUCUAUGGAAGGAAUCCAGUAAUGAAUCCCUCCAAUGUCCCAGCCAACGUACCAGAGGCAGAUGAGGUAGCAAACACACUAGCCCGCGAAUGGAAAGAAGCCAAGUCAGCCCUCAGGUUAAGCAAGGAACGGAUGACCAGAAACCAGGGAACAAUACCGGAGUAUCUUGUAGGGGAAAAAGUCUGGCUUGAUGGGAAGAACGUGGAACUCAGGACAAAUUCCAACAAGUUGGAUCCCAAGCGACUGGGACCAUUUGAGAUCACGGAAAAAAUCUCCAGCCACGCCUAUCGAUUAAAACUCCCGGAUACGCUGAAAAUCCAUGAUGUGUUCUACGUAGGGUUGCUUUCUAAAAGUCAUGAAUCCCCAAGUCAACCAUUUCCAGAACGACCCCCUCCUGAAACAAUAGAAGGGGAAGAAGAAUACGAAGUGGAACAGAUCAUUGAUUCCAAACGGCAACAAGGGAAAUGGUUCUAUCUAAUCAAAUGGAAGGGUUAUGGUCCGGAAGACAAUUCCUGGGAACCUGAGGAGCUCUUGGAAAACAGUCAAGAGGAGAUCCAACGCUUCAACAAGUUGCGAAUGAAAAAGGCUCGUGACUCCGCCAAGAGCCUUUAA
This is a messenger RNA of Rhizoctonia solani, 4977 nucleotides long. RefSeq names its product Retrotransposable element Tf2 protein. Gene Ontology annotation, molecular function: zinc ion binding; nucleic acid binding. The transcript is spliced from 4 exons. NCBI's taxonomy places the organism in Eukaryota, Fungi, Basidiomycota, Agaricomycetes, Cantharellales, Ceratobasidiaceae. Gene Ontology annotation, biological process: DNA integration. Bases 1 to 4977 code for a protein of 1658 amino acids. The record is from RefSeq and is a predicted model, not a curated record.